Molecule: messenger RNA, 6594 nt
Organism: Marmota monax (woodchuck)
Lineage: Eukaryota; Metazoa; Chordata; Mammalia; Rodentia; Sciuridae
Gene: Klrk1
Product: killer cell lectin like receptor K1
Exons: 8
Coding region: 299-949 (216 amino acids)
Biological process (GO): positive regulation of natural killer cell mediated cytotoxicity
Cellular component (GO): external side of plasma membrane
Molecular function (GO): signaling receptor activity
Source: RefSeq, a predicted model, not a curated record
CAGGAAUCAGAAUUACUUGAGCAUCUCUCUUGUCAGUUCUAAAUUAGGAGCACAGGACACAUCUACAUUUUCUAGUUAUGUAGAAGGCUUUUAUCCACAAGAACCAAGAUCUUCCUUCUUGAUCAGGGGAGGUAAGCUAUGAAACAGGGGAAUUUUUCUGUAUUUUACUUGUCCAAUCAAAAUACUUCCUCUCUUAUAAAGAAAACGGAAAAAAAAAUGUUCCAUUUUACUUCAUUCAAGAAUCCUGUGUGAGAGGAGUUUGGACUGCCUGAAGUAGACAUACAAUUAUCAUCAUAAAAUGGGACUGAUUCGUGAUCGGAGGUGUCAUCACAGCUUGGAGAUGACUGAAUGCCACAAUUAUAACUUUGGACUGGCAAAGCGUCACACUUCUAAAAGAUGUCAAAAGCAAAGAUCUACUCUAAUAACAGGCAAAUGUAGACAAAAAUUAUCUCCAUUUUUUCUUGGUCGUUUCAUCGCCAUUUCGAUGGCGAUACGUUUCAUUGUUAUGAUGGCGAUAUGGACUGUCAUAUUCGUAAACUCAUUUCACAACCAAGAAGUUUCAAUUCCUUCAAAUGAAGGAUACUGUGGCCCAUGCCCUAAAAAUUGGUUAUGUUAUAGAAACCACUGCUACCAAUUUUUUAAUGAGAGCAAAACUUGGUACCAGAGCCAAGCUUCUUGUAUGUCUCAAAAUUCCAGCCUCCUGAAGAUAUACAGUAGAGUGGAACAGGAUUUCUUCAAAUUGGUGAAGUCAUAUCACUGGAUAGGACUCAUACAAAUUCCCACAAAUGGAUCCUGGCAGUGGGAAGAUGGCUCCAUUCUCUUGCCCAACCAACUAACACUGGUGGAAAUGCAGAAUGGAACCUGCAUUGUAUAUGGCUCAAGCUUUAAAGGCUACACAGAAAACUGUUCAGCCCUGAACACAUACAUCUGCAUGCAAAGGAUUGGGUAGACUCAAUAAACCAUCCCAACACAAAACAGGAACAGAGAAGGGAUUGCACCGGCAGGAACAAUGCUAUGUGGCUGAAGGAAACAAACAAUGGGACAAACACAGGAAGAACAUACACCUCCUGGGCUCUCCAGAAUAGGACCACAGAACUAUUCUGCAUCUAGUAUUCUGUAAGACAAAGGAAGGCAAUUCAGAAAUCAUCAAGUCCUCCUCUACCAUGGCCCAGACUGCACAGGAUGGAGUUGGGUUCAGCCUCGAUUAAAAAGAAUGGAACCAAUCCAGGAAAGUGGUGAGGAAAAAGUAGCCCUAUAAAUCACUGGUGGUACAUCUAGCAGAGAAAACUGCUCCAUGGGUGGGCAGUGCUGUGCCCAGCUAUGGGGGUAAUGUUGCCAUCCAAAUCAGUUAAGAAGGCAGGACUGCUGCCCCAGUGGGCCUGGAGGCAGAGCAGAAAGCCAGAGAGGUUUAUUCUUGGAACUUAAGAUCUCGUGGAGUUUGCCUACCUAGGUUUUGGACUUGCUUGGAGCCCAUCAUCCUUUCUUUUUCUUCGACAUUUCCUCCUUUUGGGGUGGCAGCUUAUCCAGUGCCAAUCCCAACCUUGCACUUUGAAAGCACAUAAUUUAUUGUAUUUCAUGAGUUCACAGCUGGGGAAGAAUGUUGCCUGUCCCACCCAACAAUAUUUUGGGUGGGACAGGCAACAUUUGGAUAAAUAUUAACUAUUUAGGUAAUACUUAGAUGAGACUUCAGGCUUUAGAUUUUAGAGUUGGUGCUAGAAGGAGUAAAGCCUUUUGGGGUUGUUGGGAUGGAAUGAGUGUAUUCUGCAUGUGAGGACAUAAACCUUUCAGAGGCCAGGGGUAGACUAAAUGUUUGUGUACCUCCAAACUUCAUAUUUGAAACUAUAACGCCCUCCAAAUUAUAAUAGAAGGCAGGCCUUUGGAAGGAAAUUUGGGUCAUAAGUGUUAAGCCCUGGUGAGUAGGAUUAAUGCUUUUAAUAAAAGACCCCAGAAACCUCUCUAAUCUUUCUUAUCACAAGGGGAUACAAGGAGAAUUUGAGUCUACACCUGCAGGAGGAUCUUCAGCAGAGCCCAACCAUGACGGCAUAAACUUUGUUUAUAACUCACCUAGUCGAUAAAACUAAGAACAGAGGGGAAGAUAGCUGGGCAUUCGUUAUCACUGAAAAUAACAGAAAAUGAUUCAUAAUGUUGUUGCAUAAUAUAUUGUUACUUGGGGAAAGUAUUACUAAACCAGCAGACAGGUAAAAUGUAUUAAAUAUCAGAACUAAAUAAAAAUGGAAAUCACAACCGAAAAGCAACCACAGAAACUGGCUUUUAUUCUGAGAGCUUAUAAUAAACUUUGGGACUGUUAGUUUCUGUUUUGAUGGUUGUCAUGGAGCUUGGAAAUACAAGACAAAGUUUAGUGGUCAUUUAACCUGAGUGUGAAAUGCAAGUUCUCUUUCUAAAACUGAGAUCCCCCAAAUGUUUCAAACUCCUACAAGAAAUAAGAAAUAAAACCUAUACUUCAGAAAAUAGAAAGAGAGAUUCUUGCUAGUCUUGACCUUUGAAAAGAUGGUGGAGAAAAAUGAAAACCUCCCAUGAAACAUUUAUUCCCACAGAUAAGCCCUCAUUUACAUUUACAGCCCAAGUCUGGCUAACAGUGAAGUCAAAUAAUAAAAGUAUGGCAGUCAAAUAAUUUAUUUGAAGUAGUUCAAGGUUAUUAAUUGCAUUACUACUAACAAUGUCAAUAUUGUCUGAAGGGAAAUAACCUCAACCAGUUCUCAAGAACUUUGGUAAUCUUCCAAAUUUCUCAGACACAAAGAUAAAAUUACAAAAGGUAGAAACUAAAGGAUGGGAGGGUGGAAAGGGGAGUAAUCUUGGUGAAGGGUCUUGAAAAUCUGAAAUCAUGUCAAAAUAAAGAGCUAAAAUAACCAAACAAAUUGAAGUCAUCUUUGAAACCUGUCUUUCUCUUACACAAUACACCAAUAUGUCAGCAAAUCCAAGUCUCUCUUUCUCUUUCUCUCUCUCUCUGUCUCUGUCACACACAUACACACACACACAUUUACAUAUGCACACAACUACAUAUUCAUAUGUGCACAUAGUAUAGCAAUAUAUGUUGGCCAAUCACUUCCCAGUACUUCCCCUGACAAUUGUUAUUUUCAAAGAGAAAUACUAUUGAAUUCUGACUUCUAGUGUUUGUACUGAGGAGUUAUCUUCUUAGUCUAUUAUUGUUUGUCUCUUCAUAUGGCUACUGUUAAGAUUAUCUCUUCAUCUUUGCUUUCAGUGUUUUGGCUGUUACAGCUUGGUAGGGUUUUGUUUCUGUUUAUUCUGGUCCAAGUUUAUGUAUUUGUUUUUCUGUCCCAUUCUGUAUCUAUGCUCACCCUAAAACUUCAAUUCCACAUACAUUUUCCUAUUGAGUAUCACAUUUCAUUUAUCCAUUUACCUAUUUGCAUUUUUCCAUUUUGUCUAUUUCAGUUCAUAUAUUUUUAUGCUGAUUUUUCUUUGAGCUCACCAGUAUUAUUUUUGCUUUCAAUCUUCUAUUUCAUUUUCAUUGAAUUCUUAAUUUUGGAAAUUUCAGCUUUUAAGUUUUAGAAUGCCCAUUUGUUUGGAUUUGGAGAUUGAAAUCUUCCAGUGACAUUUUAAACUUUUACAUCUUUUUUUGUCCUGUGUUUAAAUAAUUGUUAAAUACAUAUAGAUAGUUGUUUUAAAGUCCCACUCUGGUAACCCAGAUAAGGGACAUUGUAUAUCGGAAUCUCUUAUUGGUGCCACCAUGCUUGACUUUUUUUUUUUCCCAUGACCUUCUGCUAGCUAGUUUCUGAUUCCUAAAAACUGGAGGACUUUGGGAGGUUUCAAUUCCCGCCCCCCCCCCCACCCCAGAAUCUAUGGCCUGUCUCUGUUCUGUCUUCAAUUUAGCAAAUGACUAAAAAAAAUGAGUGAUAUUACCAUUCUAGUACACAUAAACAGUAAGAUUUUUCCAGUUUCUUUUUCCCUAAGGUCAGGAUCGGGUCUAUGAAAAACAGUAAGGAAACAACAGUUGCAGGUUGCUGAACUAUUCAUCCUACUUUGACAUUAAUGCAAUUUAGUUAUUAUUCCUUAUAUUUGUAUGAGUUAAAAACUGCAUUUUUUUCUUUUUUGAUUUAUCAUUACCAUGCUUUAUCUGGGAUGCAUAAAUGUUAUCCAUUACUUUGUGUUACAAACAUUUACUUUCAUGAGGAUUUUUUAGAAUGUUUAUUUAAAAUUUUUGAUGUAUUAUUGAUUAUAUCAUAUGAAAUUAUUGAUUACACCAUGUAAUUACCACAUAUUGAUUUCAUCUGACACUUUUUGCCUGUGGCCCCACAUUAUCUGGUAGUUUCAAUGACCCCAUUUGGGAUUUGGGUAGUGAAGGGAAUAAUAGUAAGAUGCCUUCAUCCAUCUUUUUCUCCUUUGUGGAAAAACUUCUUCUUUUUGUAAUUGUGCAUUUUUACUAUUGUCAUCACUUUAUUAAUGUUUUCAUUCCCCUUAGUGUGUAAGAUCAUGAGAGUAGACAUGACUCUAUGAUUUGUACAAUUGUGAAUCUCCAGCAUUUAAGAUUUCCUAUUCAAUGUUAAGGAAAACAAAACUUCUUGAAUGAGUAAAAUUGCAAUUGAGAGUAUCCUUUUCCAUAUUCUGCACAUUAAGUGCCUAGUAAAGUUUAAUAUCUCCUGGAUCUCUGUAAUUUCUAAAACAUUACUUUCUUAUUUAAAAUGCAAUUUUUCUUUGAGGUUCAUUUGAUCAGUCAACUUUAUCUUCUUAUACUCUUUUUUUUUUUUUUUUAAAUCAGGAAUUGAACCCACUGAGCCAUGUUCCCAGCCUUUUUAAUUUUUUAUUUAGACACAGGGUCUUGCUAAUUUUGCUGAGGAUCUUGUUAAAUUGCUGAGGCUGGCUUUGAACUUGUGAUCCUUCAGCCUUGGGCUCCUGAAAUGCUGGGAUUACAGGUGUGAGCCACUACACCUGGCAGGACCACUCAUUCUUGUCAUAGGUGAUCAUAAUGAGUCAAAGAAAGACUAGUGUUUUAUAUAAACCUAGAUAUGAGAGUGAAACCAGAAUGACAGGAUUUAUUUUGAAAGUACUGCAAGAUCAGAAAGUCUUAAAACUGGAUGCACAAAGGUUGGAUAUAGCAUUUCUGCCCCAGUAAUGUUACCAUAUUUUUUUUUGUUUUCUUUGUAUUUUUUCUGGUACUACUGUUUAUUGCAUUUAUAUUUUUAUAAAUUAAGAAUUAAAGAAUAAUAUAUGGACUUCAAUGUUGAAUAAUAUCUAUUUCUAGCUAAGUAAAUAAUUCACAUAGUUGAUAUCAUUACACAGGAAAAAUUCAAAUGUUCACAUUUUUAUUACUUUCUGACAUAUUUUCUGUAAUAUGGAUGUGUUGUUUUCUUACAGAUAAAAUAGUCAUACUUUAGCAAUCUUUGGUAAUUACCUGGCCAUAUUUUAUAAAUAUGCAUUUAUUAUUAGCAUUCUAUGCUCAAUUGAAGCUCAGAAGAAACAAGACAUUCCAUUAAAUACCAAAUUUACAUUUUAAAAAUUUAUAUAUGACAGAAGAAUGCAUUACAAUUCUUAUUACAUAUAAAGCACAAUUUUUCAUAUCUCUGGUUGUAAACAUAGUAUAUUCACACCAAUUCGUGUCUUCAUACAUGUACCUUGGAUAGUAAUGAUCAUCAUAUUCCACCAUCAUUAAUAACCCCCAUGCCCCCUCCCUUUCCCUCCAACUCCUCUGCCAUAUCUCGAGUUUGUCUAUUCCUCCCAUGUUUCACCUCCCUAUCCACUAUGAAUCAUCCUCCUUAUAUCAAAGAAAACAUUUGGCAUUUGGUUUUGGGGGAUUGGCUAGUUUCACUUAGCAUUAUCUUCUCUAACUCAUUCCAUUUACCUGCAAAUGCCAUGAUUUUAUUCUCUUUUAUUGCUGAGUAAGAUGAUGACAGAAUUAAAAAAUGUAAAUCAUAAAUUUAGUGAUUAGAAAAGUAAAAACCUAAUAUACAAAGUAUAAUUCUAUUCUAACAGUUGUGGGAGUUUCUAAAUGAAUGAUUUCUGAGAAAAAAAGCCGUGCAACAUUAUUCACAAUUUGAUCAAGUAAAUAAAUGUAAAAACACACUAAAAAAUAAAAACUCUGGAAGUGUUAUAGAAUUGUAUGUUUCAAUUUUCUGACGAUGGACAACAAAUUCUAAAACUAUAUUAAUUACUCUAAAACCAUUGUCCAAUAGAAACAUGCCAAUUAUAUCUCCAGUCUAAUAUACUUGUGUAUCAGAAUAUGAAAAAGCACAUACAAUAAAAACUGGACUAAUAUAAUUUGUGAAUCAAAACAUGUAAAUUCUAAUAGAAUUAAGAAGUGUAUUAUUAGCUAUUUUUAUCAAUUUAAUCAGGUGUUUAUCAAAUGGUGUUUAGUAAUAGAUAUUAUUAUUUUUAUAUAUGUAUAUGUUUAUGUGCAUAUUUAAAAGCAAUAUGUAUCUAUUAUAUAGUAACCUAGACAUGAACGUUUAUUAGAAUGAAAAGCAAGUCAUUCCAAAUUCUUAUCUUCUAAUGCCUCUUGUGAAUGAGAUAUGAAAGUAGCUACUGUCUAAUAUCUUCAACUUGUGUAUGUUUUGCAUAUAUUUUUAAAAAAUUAAAUAAUGGCUUUAAAUAAAUAUUUAAUAUAAAUAAAUACCAAAUUUA